GACCGGGAGAGCGGCGACGGGGCGAGGGCGAGAGUGCGGCUCGAGCGCAGCGGGUGGGACCGGAGCGGGAGCGGCGAACGUGUGAGGAGAAGCGGGGGAGCAGGCUGGUAUUGAUUUCUCUGUUAUUUCAAGAAACUGUUGAAAUCCUGCCCGUGUUUGAAGGACAACAUGGUUUCAAUUCCAGAAUUCUACCUAGGCAAGAAUGUUCUCAUCACUGGAGCCACAGGCUUUAUGGGAAAGGUGCUACUUGAAAAGUUGCUGCGUUCUUGUCCUGGAGUAAAGACCACGUAUAUUUUAGUGAGGCCCAAGUCAGGCCAGGAGCCUCGAGAGCGAGUUGAAGAGAUGCUAAACUGUAAGCUUUUUGACAGACUCCGUGUUGAACAGCCAGAUUUCAAGGAAAAGAUUGUAGCAGUGAGCAGUGAACUGACCCAGCCAGAGCUUGGCCUUAGCCAAGAAGAUAGAGAACUUCUGACAUCCUGCAUUAACAUAGUCUUUCAUUGUGCUGCAACCGUUAGGUUUAAUGAAACUUUGAAAGAUGCGAUGCAGUUAAAUGUGGGGGCUACCCGCCAGCUCCUUGCUUUUGCACAGCUGAUGAAGAAGCUUGAGGUCUUCAUUCAUGUUUCCACUGCGUAUGCCAACUGCAAUCGCAAGCAUAUUGAGGAGGUUGUUUAUCCACCUCCAGUUGAACCUAAAAAGUUGAUUGAAGCUCUGGAAUGGAUGGAUGAUGGUCUAAUUCAAGACAUUACGAGGAAAUUAAUUGGAGAGCGUCCGAACACUUACACCUAUACUAAAGCCAUGGCUGAAUAUGUUGUACAGCAAGAAUGUGGAAACCUCAACGUUGCAAUUAUCAGACCUUCUAUUGUGGGAGCGAGUUGGAAAGAACCAUUUCCUGGCUGGAUUGAUAAUUUUCAUGGACCCAGUGGGCUCUUCAUUGCUGCUGGGAAAGGAAUUCUUCGCACAAUGAGGGCUUCUAACAGUGCAGUGGCAGAUCUGAUUCCAGUCGAUGUGGUCAUAAACAUGAUCCUGGCAGCAGCCUGGUAUUCUGGCGUUCAUAGGUACAGCAGACCAAGAAACAUCUUAGUAUACAACUGUACUACAGGUGGCACCAAUCCUUUCCAUUGGGGUGAAGUUGAGUACCAUGUAAUAUCCACUUUCAAGAGGAAUCCUCUCGAACAGGCCUUCAGACGGCCCAAUGUAAAUCUAACCUCCAAUCACUUGAUCUAUCAGUACUGGAUUGCUGUAAGCCACAAGGCCCCAGCAUUCCUGUAUGAUGUCUACCUCAGGCUUACUGGAAGAAAACCAAGGAUGAUGAAAAUCAUUAAUCGGCUACACAGGUCAAUGAUGCUGGUUGAAUACUUCACAAGCCAUUCGUGGGUGUGGAACACUGAUAACAUAAACAUGCUUAUGGGCCAGUUGAGCCCAGAAGACAAGAAAGUUUUCAACUUCGAUGUUAGACAGCUUCACUGGGCUGAGUAUAUGGAGAAUUACUGCAUGGGAACCAAGAAAUAUGUGCUAAACGAAGAACUCUCUGGGCUUCCUGCAGCCAGGAAACAUCUCAUCAAGUUGCGAAACAUUCGCUAUACAUUCAAUACAAUUCUGGUUGUCCUGAUCUGGAGAGUUUUCAUUGCAAGAUCACAAAUGGCACGGAACAUCUGGUACUUUGUGGUCAGCUUAUGCUUCAAGUUCCUGUCUUACUUCAGAGCAUCUAGUACCAUGAGAUAUUGAAGACACUGCUGGCACUCAACCUUUGUGGAUAGUUGUACUGGACCUUGAUAACUUUUAUGUUAAUGUUUUUACCUUAAAAAGAAACCUGUACCUUGUUACACUUUGUCAUGUAUGUAAUUUGUUAGCUACCUUAUGAAAAUUUAAGUUGGCUGUCUAACACCGUAUAAAGUACAGAAAUGCACUAAAGCAAGUGUGUGUGUUUAAAAAAAAUUAAAAAAAAAAUCAGUUUCAGGGUUUAAAAUAAGCUUUAAUACUGAAGGCAGAUUGACAUGGAGAAAUGAGUUUCAAUUUUGUUUUCCAUUGACUUAACUAUUCAGAUUUCUGUAGUCAUCUCUGCAGUAGAGUUUGUGGGCGGCAGUUUACUUGUGGCGCAUGUUGAGUCUGCAUAGUUUUCAAUUUAUCUUUUGGUUACAGGUCAGGCAUUCAGUUUAAACGUCUAUGGUGCAUUACUAGAGGAAGAAACGCCAUUAAAUUCACAUCAAGUUUAAAGAGACUAAAUAUCACUGGCCAUAAAAAAUUCACCUUAUUGGUCUGUAGUCUCCAUGCAUUGAUUGAUCUGAGUUGAAGAAUAAAUUCAUUGUUAUUUUUUUAAAAGUACCCAUGUGGUGUUCGCAUUAAAGUGACAAUCUUAAAAUUCUGCAUUUUUACCAUCACACAUUGAAGCAUGGCAGUCACUUUGUGGCAGUCAGUGGAUAAAUUGCUAAGAAAAGUUCUUAAUGACGUUGCCUUCUACUCCAAUGUUACCGUAGAAAGGACCUGUGCCAUGUAAUAUUUAAAAUUUUUUUUAAGAAUGUCACAGAUUUAAUCCAAGCAGGUUUAACUGAAUGUCUGAAUUCAACAAAUAGAAACUAGUAAUGUCGUUUGCCUUUUUUUUCCAAAAGCCUUUUAAUUUAGCAUCUUAGAUUUAUGUGGAAAGCAAAAGGUACUUACGUUACCUGUGGGUAAACAUUCCUCGAAGAGAAAUGAGACUAGUGAAUGCAAAUGUAUUAAUGUACUACACUCUCUGUGGACAUGUAUUAAUAGUUGAAUUUUGAUAAAAUUAGGAAAUUAACUUACUAAUGGUUUUGCCUUGACCUGGGGCUAUCAUAUUGAGGUAUCAGAAUGUGCCUGACUUCACUAUAUUUUAGGUUGCUAUGCUGAAGAUUUUUUUUAAAAAGAGAUAUGAAAAUUGCUUACUGGCCUCUCAGAAUUACUGGCAUUUUCCAUUUGAUUGUUACAAGUGGGAUGCUGGCAUUGUUGCUUUUGGCACAAAGGUUGAAUGAGUCGAUUAUAUUUUAAAAUUAUGCUGCAGCCUCCUUUAAAACAUGCGCUAUGAAGAACAGUUUUAUUUUUGUGGCCUCACAAUCAGUGAGAUGUCAUGUCUCACUGUACCAAUAGCUUACAUGGGACCUCCCAUUGCUGUACUGUUGGCUACCACUUCGCCUCUACCACACGUAGAUUAAAAUGACCAUUAAAAAUCAUCAACAAAAAUUUUUUAAACACCAUGGCCGCUGAUCAACAUCGGUCCACACCUUUUUUGAUGUAAACUGUCCUCGGAGCUGGUGUGAUUAGAGGUUCUCACAACUGUUGACUUGAUUCAUCGGCUGCUAACUUGGUUAACUGCUUGAAUGACAUUUGCAUCUUUACAAGAAUCUAUUUUAACCGAAGGCAAGUUGAGGGCAAGAGUGUAAAAGAAGCCAGGAUAAUAUAUAUAUUACAUGUAUAUAUAAUUAUAUUGGCUGGCUUCAUUCAGUGUGCAGUACUGUGUACCUACAUAACAUUUAAGUUACCGUUUGUCAAACAUUCUUAUUGUCAGCUUUUUUUUUGUUGAGUUUUCAGUGUAGUUAUAAUUCAUACACCAUCCUAUUAGUCAUGAAAGAGUGCUCUUUGCUUCAUAAAGUAAUCAAAUUAGUAGUUUGGCAGCUAAACUACAGUGAUUGUUAUUGCUGCAAAUGUUUUCCAUCAGUUGCCCUGCCUGCUCUGUCUUGUGUGAGGAGUGUCUGGGUUAUUAUCUAAGCCAAACGUGUGUAAAAUCCUUUGUAAAAAGCCCCCUUCGUCUCAGAACGUUGCUACUCUUGUACCCAUUUGUUCACAGUAUCUUAAACAACGUGACAGGAUGGUUACAAAGAAAACCUGUUUGAGAUUUUAAUUCAAAUUUCUGUAAUUCAACAAAAAGUUUCACCGAUAAACGUAUCAGUUGAAGUUUGAGCAACUGAGAUUCAAGCCUUACUUUGUGAUGGCAUUGAACGCCAGCAGAAAUAACUGAAAACUGCACAAAAUGGUGAUUUUAUAAAGUAAGCCGUGCAAAUACUUUUCACUUUUGUUAGCUGGGAUUUGGAGAAACCCUGUGCUCAUAUCAAAUUCUCAACUUUUUUAAUAGCAGAUUACUUGAGAGGGAAUUAUUGAGGUGUUUUGCAGGAAUCCUUCCUGACUGUAGUUGGUUGGUUGGAUAGUGCAGUAAGUGGAACUUCCUGCUAUGGGACUGGGUGCGCUAAAAUGGCAUAGGUUGUUAUGCUAUUAACAAUGGUUGUAAAAUAACUUCAAUGUGUAUUGUGAGGCUGCCUUAUCAAACAAUGUUACACUUUUUAGUGGAUGUUUCUACAAAGGACAAUAAAUGACAUUUGUAAUUGAAAUGGCUAAUAUUUAUUGGUUUUCAGUCAUUGUUACCAGUAAGGCAUAAUCUGGGACAAAAUUUGCUUGAUUUUAAGGAAAUAAUUUUCUGUAUACUCCUGACUUUUUAAAAAAAAAAACUUUUUUCAUCCUGAAAGCAAUGUUAAAUGCAAGCCACUCUCCAAUGGCAACAUUCAUAUUUUUUACACUGUUUGUAUGAAAAAUGAACAAGUGUCAGUGUCACAGUUUGAAGUACAAAUAGUGAUUUGUGAAUGGAAAAUUAAAUGGGUGCCUUUGAGAACCAAAAUAUGCUGUAUUUAUUUAAAUAAAAUGACAUAUUUAUGCUUUUCCCUCCCCCACAUUGUGGAACCCAUGCUAUGCUGCCUUUUCAAUAUCUUGCACAUCAUCCAAUGGCUAAUAUUUCACUGUACAGCAAAGCUACAAGAAUGUUGUGAAUAUUCAAUGGUUCAUGUUAUCUGGUUGGAGCAGAACUGGUCAUCCUGUAUGGAAAAAGAUGAAUGUUAAAUAUAGAUUUGAAAAGUUACUCAAAUAAUAAUUCUAGCACAAAUUGCAUGGCAACAGAGUCAAAUGAACUAACUUGCAAUGCCAAACUGGCAUGGGCCAAAUCCUGACCUACUGGCUGGAUGCAUGGUUUAUCUGGUUUCCAAACGUGCAUGGAAAAUGCACGUGAUUGUCUAUGUGAUGUUUAAUUCUAUUGAUCGUUGGAACGGUUUCAUAAUACUCCGAAUGUGCAGUAGGGAGACGUGUAAAUAAAAAGGACAAUAAGCGUGAAGCAGGAAAAUUUCAACGGGUGAAUUGGCUACUUUACUAUUGCUUUGGUUAAGCUGUGAUGAAACGUACUUGAACAAAGUUUCAAGAAAUGCUUUUUGCUCUAUGUUAAAACAAUCCCAGGUGUAGUUCCUCACCUUUUACAGUGGUUUUCUCUUUUGCAUAUGCAGCCAAUAAGGUUAACGAUGAACCCACUUAUGUUGUGCAGAAGUCCUACAGGGCAGGAAAUAAAUAUUUAGUUUGCAUUAAAACGUG
This is a messenger RNA of Callorhinchus milii (elephant shark), 5358 nucleotides long. Its product is annotated as fatty acyl CoA reductase 1. NCBI's taxonomy places the organism in Eukaryota, Metazoa, Chordata, Chondrichthyes, Chimaeriformes, Callorhinchidae. The record is from RefSeq and is a predicted model, not a curated record. The transcript is spliced from 12 exons. Gene Ontology annotation, biological process: long-chain fatty-acyl-CoA metabolic process. Bases 169 to 1725 code for a protein of 518 amino acids. Gene Ontology annotation, cellular component: peroxisome. Gene Ontology annotation, molecular function: alcohol-forming very long-chain fatty acyl-CoA reductase (NADP+) activity.